Ilyonectria robusta is the source of this 1417-nucleotide messenger RNA. RefSeq lists its product as uncharacterized. Lineage: Eukaryota; Fungi; Ascomycota; Sordariomycetes; Hypocreales; Nectriaceae. Bases 366 to 770 code for a protein of 134 amino acids. The transcript has a single exon. The record is from RefSeq and is a predicted model, not a curated record.
CUUGUCUCAGAUUCAAGGAUUGAUUUGAUGAUCAAAAACCCUGUGGGCGAUCAUUGGAGAGAUGCAGACACAGAAGCCAAAAUUAGAGCCCGUCUCUGGACAGGAUUCGACGUCUUUGAAGCUACCAUCAGAGAUAUCAAGACUGCGGUAGACGAUGUGACAACACGCAUUGAUUCUCAAUAUGGAACGAAUGUCUCGAAGCUCAAGAAGGCAGUUUUUACUUGAGUCGAUCAAAAUACGCCGAUCUCUUGUCAAUAAUCAGAGAAGGCAUAUCUAACCUUGAAAAUCUAACGGAUCGAAAGAUUGAACUUGAGCCAGCGAGACGAGUCCGUUCCUGAGUGAAGCUCGUCACCAUUCUCCGAGAUAUGUCCCAAAGCUUAUAUCAAGCAUUGCAAUCUAGCUUGAACUGUCCUUGCGAACAUGACUUGAGUUUACGACUGGAAAUUCGUUCAGAUGACGUGCCCUCAAAUAACGAUAACGAAAGGACAAUGGACCACAUUGAAUUUCAACUCGCGGUGUCAUACAUGACUCCAACUAUCGACCCUAGUAGACGUCUAGUUGACGAUCGAAAUUGGGAAGAGGUCAUGAUCAAGGCGGCCACGGCGACCAGAACAACAUCGUUUUAUUCAGUAAUUUCAGCACCUACUACGCAAUCAAUGAAAGCCCAAGGCAAGCGAAGUAUUGGGUUCUCCAGCUUAGCCGCAAUUUUAUCAUCUACCAAUACUCAGGCACCAAGACAGAUGUCUCCAUGGAUGUACUUACAUCUAUGACCACUAUUACAUUGGGAGUAUCCGUUAGGAUUGGAAAAUUCUGCGACCUACCUGAACCUUUGCGAGAAGAUAAGAAGGGCUCAUAAAGAGAAAAAAACCGACACCUAUGGAACUAUUAUCGACAAGUCAUCCCAAACCACAAGAAGAUACGGUGUGUAUCCUGUCCCGACUACAAGGGACUAAAAUACCCGGACUUGGUCUAUUAUCUCUUUAGGGGAGGCUCUAGAGGGGAACAAAUGUAUUUCAUCCCUGUCAUAUCAAGACCGUCUGAGGCUUGCGGUGGACAUCUCUUCCAGCAUUCUCCAGCUCCACGGAAGUCUUUGGCUUCCAGACACGAUCAGCAGCCGCGAAAUCUAUUUCUUCUGGAAACAAAGCUACCCACUCUACGACAACCCUUUCGUGAUGGCGGCCCUUCCGAACAACGGUCUAAGAGGCUCCUAGACCAGGUAUGGAUGACUAGUUCGAACUAUGGGACUGCCGUCAUGCGAUGUCUUGAUGGCGAGUUGCACAGCCAUAAUCUUAGCUUCCACAACGAAGACUUUUGCCAAGAAGUGCACUCAGGAGGAGUUGUCGCUCUGCUUUUGAAGGAUCUUGAAAAUUCAUCAAGUUGAAGAGCAUGAGUGGUUGAAAUUCAUAGAAAAGUGUCG